AUGGCCAAGUAUCUUCGAGGAUUUUUGGGCCCACAGAGUCCAUCAGCACAACCAACCGGAGCCGAUACGGUAGCUCGUUUGGUUGAUAGAGUUCAUUCAUCAACGUUAUUGGAUGACAGAAGAGAUGCAGUCAGAGCGCUCAAAGCUCUGUCCAAGAAUGCUAAAGCUUGGUAUCAAUCAAUGUCCGUACAUAUGUCAAUUCUCAGUCAAGAAGACGAAGAUUACAUCCCAGAGGUUGUCAGGAAUCCUGACCCAGAAGAUCUGAGUGGUCAGUUCACUGAGAUAUUUAUCAAAAACAAGGACAAUGUUUCAUUGCUUCUAAGCCUGCUUGAGGAAUAUGAUUUUCAUAUUCGAAGACCGACCGUUAGAUUAUUAACGUCGUUAUUGGUUAACAGACAUAGUCAACUACAGCAGGUGAUUUUAGUCAGUCCGAUGGGUGUGUCCAAAUUAGUGGAUUUAUUGUCGGACAGCCGAGAAGUUAUCAGAAAUGAUGGUCUGCUCCUGCUAAUCCAGCUGACUAAGACGAACGCUGCAAUUCAGAAAAUAGUUGCAUUUGAAAAUGCAUUUGAAAGACUUUUAGAAAUUAUCACCGAAGAAGGCAACAGUGAUGGUGGAAUCGUCGUGGAGGAUUGUUUAUUGUUGUUCCUCAACUUACUCAAGAAAAAUAGUUCUAAUCAGACUUUUUUUAAAGAAGGAAGGUAUGUCAGUUUUGUCUAUGUUCUGGUAACUAUAAUGUAUGUUACAAACCUUCAUCUAAUGCAACAAGUGAUUAGAACGCUGGUUUCACCAAGUAAUCCUCAACAAGCUACGUCUGCAUGUCAGAAAGUCAUGCAUACGUGUGGUUUAUUACAGCAACUCUCUGCAAUACUAAUGGCUAGUGGUGUGCCUGCUGAUAUCCUAACAGAGACUAUUAAUACAGUAUCGGAAGUUAUCCGGGGUAACAAUACAAAUCAAGACUAUUUUGCAUCUGUGACAGCGCCCUCUAACCCACCAAGACCAGCCAUUGUUGUCCUCCUGAUGUCAAUGGUGAAUGAGAAACAACCAUUUGUAUUACGCUGUGCUGUUUUAUACUGCUUUCAAUGUUUUUUGUAUAAAAAUGAAGUUGGACAAAGUCAGAUUGUGUCCACUUUACUGCCCUCUAGUGCUGAAGUUGGUGCCGUUACAGCCGGGCAAUUACUUUGCGGUGGACUAUUCAGUUUGGACUCCAUGUCAAACUGGUGUGCUGCUAUAGCCCUCUCGCAUGCACUAAAGGACAACAACUCUCAGAAAGAACAAUUACUGAGAGUACAGUUAGCAACCAGUCUUGGAACACCUCCUGUAUCACUAUUACAACAGUGUACGAACAUAUUAGCGCAGGUAUAUUAUGAAAUUAUUACAAGAAUGCACAAACCCACCAGUAAACUACAGAGUAAAGUAGGCUUGUUGAUAUUACUGUGUUCAUGGAUGUCUUCGUGUCCUAUCGCUGUGGCACAUUUUCUCAACAAUCCAUCAAAUGUGCCAUAUUUAACAUCACAAGUAGCAGACAAUGUAGACGAAACAGACCAACUCAUUCAAGGUCUGAGUGCAUUCUUACUAGGAAUCUGUCUACAAUUCAAUGACGACUCUAUUGUUGCAUUUGAUAAAGUGAAUUUAAAGCAAUUAAUUGAGAAGAGGAUCGGCAUAGACUCAUUUAUUGACAAAUUAAACAUGGUAUGCAAGCAUGAAAGUUACACGAAAGCAGCAAUUAAACCACAGUUGAACUAUGACCUCCCGGAUCAUCUACUCUUUGAUUAUGAAUUUACAUCAUUAUUUAAACAAGUAGAAAGUGUUAUUAUCAAAGCUGUGGAAGGAAGUGAAGAAACUGAUGCUGUCAAUAAGGAAGAACAUCAAAAGACGAUAGAAGAUCAUGAUAAUAUAGUAACUCAAUAUAAAGAAUUGAUCAGAGAACAGGACAACCAAGUACGUGAACUAAGGACACUUAAUGAAGAGUUAAAAAGUAAACACAACGAGUCACAGCUGCAAAUAGAAGAACAAAUUUCACAAAUACAACAGUUAAAAGAUCAGUAUGCACUUUUGAAAGGACAGCAAGAUGUGUUAGGUCAGGGUGAUGUGCAGCAACAAGUUGCUGUUCUCGAGUCAUUUGGUCUAAAAGCAGAAAAUCAACAAAUUACCUCAUUGGAGCAAGAAAUUGAAGAAUUGAAAAAAGUUCAAGAGACGUUGAACCGAGAACUUCAAGAAAAAGACACCAUAAUCGAGAGAGUUAAAAACAAUCAUGUAGUUACUGAAGGGAAAGAAGGUGACACAGAAAACAAUACUUCAAAACUUCUUGAAUUAGAGUCUAAAAUUAGUGAACAAAAUCUCGAAUUAGAAGAAUUAAAAAAUGUUAUCUUGGAACAAGAGAAUGAAGUUAAAAAAUACAAGAUUAAUAGUGAAGAACUAACAAACCAACUACAACAAUUAAGUACUGGCUCAGCUGAAUCCACAUCUGUGAAUGCCACACUAAUAGCUGAGAAGGCUGUCAUGACAACCAAAAUAACAGAAUUAGAAAGUCAACUCAUUAAGGCAAAGCAAGAAUCUGAGAGGCAGUCGCGUGAAUUACAGGGACUAAUUACUGAAAAACUGACUGUUACUAAUGAAAGUGACAAACUAAAAGAACAAAAUAGUAGUCUUUGUGAAGAAAUUAAAGGCCUCAAUGACCUUCUAAAAACAUUGAAAAAUGAAAGUGAAAAACUGGAGGAUGAGAAAAAAAAGUCCCUGGAGGAAAUUGCAAGUAUGAGGAAGGAACAAGAUGAUUUGUUAGUUUUGCUGGCGGAUCAAGACACAAAAUGUGAGGAGUACAAGAAAAAAUUAAAGUUGCUCGGACAGCAGGUGGAUGAUGACGACGACGAUGACGACGACGACGAUGAUGAUCUUGACAAUGAUGAAGAUGAGGAUGAAAAUGGGGAAGGAGGAGAAGAAGGAGGAGAUUGAAUCUUGAAAAUACAACGUUAAAUCAGUUUUUACAGAUACAUUAAUACUGUGUUCACCAGAUCUAAUUAUAUUCUCUGACUGAAAUAUGCAACAACUAUUAUAUAUCUGUAGUAGUUGUAUUUCAAUGCACUCUAAUUGUAUACUUCCACACGGUGAUGGAAAGUAACAAAUCAAGACAAUGCCCUCUUGUGGUGAUUCUACAAGCCCGGUCGUACAGUAUGUCUUAAAGUAUAAGGCAGCAACUUGGCAGACUUCCUCACCACACAUCUACUGACUGUUUGCAUUUAACUGAAAUGUUGGCUUUCCAGAUUUUUUAUCCAUUUGUGUGGAUCAUUCCAUAUUACAAUAUGAAAAGUCGCUGCUUUUGCAAAUUAGAGUUGAAAUAAAUACUUGUAACACCUUGUUUAUUUAUUUUCUUAAAAUCAAAUUUUAAUUGUAAGUGAAGAAACCCCCUGUAGCCAUGUUGUUAAUUACUGUUCAAUUAAAUGCAAAUAAUCUCAGUUUCUCUGUAACCUACAUGUAUACUUGUAAAUGAAAUGAUGUAUUUUGCAGUUGGACUUGACCAUAUGCAGCUCAUGCUGGCAAUAACAUUGAUCCAAAUUCGUUCCACAUGGGCGUCUUGUAUAUUUCAUUCAACACAAGUUAUUUAAGCUCUAUUUUGCGAGUCAAGUGUAUUGCAUUAUACAUUACUUCAACCACACUGACAACUUAAUCAAUGUAAGUUACUUUGACAUUCAUUCACACAUCAUUGAACUUGAGUUGAGGCAGAUAUUCUUUCAGAUAUUAAACACCUUUUAAAAUA
Messenger RNA from Saccoglossus kowalevskii, 3751 nucleotides. RefSeq names its product general vesicular transport factor p115-like. Gene Ontology annotation, cellular component: cytoplasm; Golgi membrane; endoplasmic reticulum. Gene Ontology annotation, biological process: intracellular protein transport; vesicle fusion with Golgi apparatus; transcytosis. NCBI's taxonomy places the organism in Eukaryota, Metazoa, Hemichordata, Enteropneusta, Harrimaniidae. The record is from RefSeq and is a predicted model, not a curated record.